Messenger RNA from Galleria mellonella (greater wax moth), 1571 nucleotides. It is a transcript of the gene Hsp21.4, whose product is annotated as heat shock protein beta-1-like. The record is from RefSeq and is a predicted model, not a curated record. Gene Ontology annotation, biological process: response to heat; protein refolding. The transcript is spliced from 4 exons. The coding region runs from base 212 to 829 and encodes 205 amino acids. Gene Ontology annotation, molecular function: protein folding chaperone. NCBI's taxonomy places the organism in Eukaryota, Metazoa, Arthropoda, Insecta, Lepidoptera, Pyralidae.
GAAUGACGCCGAGCGAGUCUGUGGCGAUGUUCGAACGUGAGGCUAUUUAAAACUCUGCGCAAGCCCCCUGGCGCCGAGUCGACGACUAAUGAUCAGUGUUGCCUUGUCUACCGUCGAGUGCGUAACUACACAACUGUGAACUGUGUUUACACAAGGAAGAACCUCGCCAGUGUUUGUUUAAUAGUUACAUCAGUUUACAUAUUACUGAAAAAUGGCUGACAGUGGUCUCAAAAGGAACAUCCCUAUUAAAUUAGGCGAUUUUUCAGUCAUCGACACUGAAUUCUCGAGCAUCAGGGAGAGGUUCGACGCUGAAAUGAGAAAAAUGGAAGAGGAAAUGAGUAAAUUCAGAUCAGAACUCAUGAACAGAGAAAGCAACAAUUUCUUCAAGAGCACAACUAGGUCUUACAAUUUCGAAUCUGUUUCUUCCGGAGGAGUAACCAAGUCUUCAGAGAGCUCCACCACAUCUUCACAACACAGUGAUAGCAGACAGUUGGCUGAGCCCAGCCACUGGGACAGUCUCAACUCUCCCUUGAUCCAAGAUGAAGGGGAUGGCAAAUCACUGAAGCUCCGUUUUGAUGUCAGCCAAUAUACCCCCGAAGAGAUCGUCGUCAAAACAGUCGACAACAAAUUAUUGGUGCACGCCAAACACGAGGAGAAGUCAGAUACAAAAUCAGUAUACAGAGAGUACAAUAGGGAAUUCCUGUUGCCAAAGGGCACAAAUCCUGAGGCGAUCAAGUCGUCGUUGUCGCGAGACGGUGUUCUAACAGUGGAGGCUCCUCUGCCUCAGCUGGCAAUCACGGAUAGGAAUAUUCCUAUUCAGAAGCACUGAGCAACUACAAAUGUGGCUAUCCAGUGCGACGCAUGCAAUUCCAUAUUGUUAAUAAUUUAUUUUAAUUUAUGUUUCAUAAAUUACUGUAAGGAGUAUUGGCGAUAUUCUCUGAUAUUUAUUUAGAUUUAUUAUUAAAAGAGAAGAGAAUCUCAAAAUUAUCUUAAUUAACACUUACACGUUGUAACCGGUCAAUUACUCUCGUUGAGCUAUAUUCCAUUGUUCAUUGUAGAGCACAGAUGCAUUCUGCACUGUACAUUUGAAUGUUGCUUUAUGACAUUGCUUUCACUGUGAUUGUUAGGAGUUGGAACAACAUUACAUAUUGCAUUUUUUCCGUUGUGUUGGGUAUUUCGGUUGAUUUAAAAAUUGAUCACUAAUGUGAUUAGAAUUAAACAUGAUCUAUCCGGUUAUUAAACAUUUUAAUUAAUUAUUGUAAGUUCUCAAUAAUACUAAAGAAAUUCAAGUGAGCUUACAUAACGUGUUCGUUGAAAAUUAUGUACAAUAUGUAAGUACAGUUUACAUAAAAUCAGCGCAGGUUAUGGCUAUGGAAGCAUACAACGAGGAUUAUUAGAGAAGUGUCUUAUUUACAAACUGAUUAAAGUCCAUUUUGCUUAACAUCGCCUGCUAUCAGCAGCUAUAACAAACAACACACCAAUUUAACAGCUUUUAACUUGAUACACAUAUUAUAUUUUAGUACAAACAGUUGUUAUGAAAGUUUUAGAUGUCAAUAAAACUUAAAACAAUA